AUAAAUCUAUUUCCUGUACGACACUGUUCAGAGAUUUAUUUACAACGUGUAACUCCUAGGUUGCACAUUCUGUCAGGUCUCAACUCUGCAUAGUGGUCAUGUCGUGGAAGUUGUGCGCUUUGAUACUUCAGUUGUACUGGACGUCUACACAUUCAGACGAUAAGCCAAAGCUCUACAAGGACGAAGAAGAAUACUUCUUGAGAUUCAGCUCCCACAGCAAACGGGAAGAGUACCUGCAGUGCAUACUCAAGAAAGGAACCAACGUCAUUUUCUACGGCAACUACACGAACUAUGGCCACAUCCUCCGAACUCACAGCGAGUGCUUCAACCAGUCAGAACUGGACAGCGUAUGGGACUUGAAGCGUGUGUUCAGAGAUUACGAGACCUUGCAGUACUACAUGGACGGCGAGUAUCACGACUGCAACAACGGGACCGAGGCGACCCUUCAGACGAGCCUCACCGGCAUGGACACUGAUUUCCACGUCAAUGUCCACUGCAUGGACGCCUUCAGGGACCGAGUGGUCAACUUUCAAGGUGGCGCUGCUCACCGUGUUGCUGGCGCUGGGCGUGCCCGCGAACAGCUCCUAGUUGUUGUAGUUGUUGUUGCUGCCGCAGUGAAGAGCUACCCGUGGGUGAUGGGCUUCGAGGUGGCGCUGCUCACCGUGUUGCUGGCGCUGGGCGUGCCCGCGAACAGCUCCUAGUUGUUGUAGUUGUUGUUGCUGCCGCAGUGAAGAGCUACCCGUGGGUGAUGGGCUUCGAGGUGGCGCUGCUCACCGUGCUGCUGGCGCUGGGCGUGCCUGCGAACAGCUCCUAGUUGUAGUUGUUGUUGCUGCCGCAGUGAAGAGCUACCCGUGGGUGAUGGGCUUCGAGGUGGCGCUGCU
Bacillus rossius redtenbacheri is the source of this 881-nucleotide messenger RNA. RefSeq lists its product as uncharacterized. The record is from RefSeq and is a predicted model, not a curated record. Lineage: Eukaryota; Metazoa; Arthropoda; Insecta; Phasmatodea; Bacillidae. The coding region runs from base 99 to 701 and encodes 200 amino acids. The transcript is spliced from 5 exons.